Messenger RNA from Vollenhovia emeryi, 977 nucleotides. RefSeq names its product G patch domain-containing protein 11. Gene Ontology annotation, molecular function: nucleic acid binding. NCBI's taxonomy places the organism in Eukaryota, Metazoa, Arthropoda, Insecta, Hymenoptera, Formicidae. Bases 126 to 905 code for a protein of 259 amino acids. The record is from RefSeq and is a predicted model, not a curated record. Gene Ontology annotation, cellular component: kinetochore. The transcript has 3 exons.
CACAAUUUCUCACGUACGAGAGCAUAACCUGAAAGUGCAAACGUAGCGCCUCGCAAAAUCAUCCAAAGUUGAAAUCACUGCGAACAAUCUCCGAGUCUUUCGCUAAAUACUACAUUCCAAAUACAAUGUCAGACGAUGACGACUACAUGUCCGAUAAGUUUCUACAAGACUCGGAUAAACGUGUCUCGUCGAGUCUUAUAUACAAACAUUCUGACAGAAGAGAAUUUGCAUUGAUGAAGAAAAGGGCUGAACUCGAGUCUAGGCUGAAAGAACAAAACAAGUCGAUACGAAUAGUCGAAGCGGAAAAAAGGGAGGAAGGCUUGUCAUGUGCCAUUAGUAACGCAAAUAAAGGUUUUGAGAUGCUAAUGAAGAUGGGAUACAAACCUGGUCAAGGAAUAGGCAAGACUCAAUCGGGAAUGACUGAACCGAUUCCUGUACAAGUGAAAGCGGAUAGACAAGGCCUGGGCAAAACGCUAAAGAAAAAGGAUUCGUACAAGCAUGGGAACGCAAACGCCAAAUUGGAUAAUAUGGACACCCGAGAUUUCCGUAGCAGGCUAGCUCAAGGAAAGGCGGAACAGCUGCAAAAAACUGAUUUAUACAAAAGUCAGAAGGUGUGCCAAGAACUAGAUGCUAAAGAAAAUAUUGAGAAACCUGAAGAACCGUGGUUUUGGCUAGAGAGCAGGGAAGAGAAACAAGUUGACGACACAGACGACGACGACGACGACGACGACGACGACGACGAGGAUGACAAGGACGAAGAAACAUUGAGCAAUGUAGAAAAACUCGAUAUUCUUACUAGAUAUUUAAGAAAGAAAUACUGUUACUGUAUCUGGUGUGGAACAAAGUUCGACGACGAAGACGAUUUAAGAGAUAACUGUCCGGGAAGUACAAGAAACGACCACUAAACAUGAUACAUAAUAUUAUAUCGAUAACAUUAUCUUUGCACUAUAUUAGAAUCAAUAAAUUUUGUAUGCCAC